CACUUUCAUCUGUGCUCGUGUAGGCAACGGUUUUGCUUAGCAAAUCGGUUCUCGUUUAUCGCGUUUUUGAGAAGAAACUUGAAUUUUUGUCGCGGAACUGACAAAGUUUUAUUUUCAAAGUAGAAUUGAAUUUGGUGUUGAAUAAGAAGACAAGAUCUUAGUUAUGUUGUAAUUACUCUUCAUCAAUAGCGACGCAAUCUCUCAUUUUUAAAAUGACUGAAAAUAAUAGUGACUUCGUUCAAGAGCCAAGUAUCGGUAACAGUGCCGAUAUUCCUCCAGAAACGGAAAAAAUUAAUGCUUCUUCGGAAGAUUCUGAAGUGAAAAAUAUUGAUAAUUACACCAAUUCUCUUGAAGAGCUGAGCUUAUCAGCGGAGAGUAAAGACCUACGCUCAUUAACAGAAAAUGAAAACCACGAAGAAGUUUCGGAUGCAUCUCCAUUGGAUGUCGAAUGUGAAGAAAAACUACAUUUGUUGCAAGAUCAUUGGCUGAAAUUGAGCACUUUUUUCCGGAAAGUAUAUCAUACGAUUUUGGAUGGAGAGAAACCACCUGAUGAGUAUGAUUGUCAUAUGGAUAUCGUCAACGAGUUAAUCUCAAAUGAUCCCCAUCAGUUAUUUGCCAGACUUGAAAUGGACCUUCAGGAAUUCAUUAUCGAAGUUAAGCUGCGACAGAUGGAACUUUCAAAUUGUAUUCAUACUGAAGAAGGGCCACAUUUAUUUAUUUUUUGUUUAAUUGAGGGUUAUAAUAAACUCAUGUUCGCAGCCAAUACAUUAUCUCCUAUUCUUUUGCAAUUAGAAGUUGAACAUCUAUCCAAUUUUGACAUAACCUGGCGCGGUUUGAACCAGCAUCUGUUCCACAAAUUAGUAUUUACUGAACCUAAAAUUCAGAAGGUCUUACCAUUUUGCAUAUCUAGAAUUUUUUUGUAUGGCUUGCAGUUAGGGAAAAAUAAUUCUGAUCUAUCGGAUUUCAACCGAAGAUUAGUUCAUCAGUUUUUGACCUUCGACGAUGAAAUGACCAAAAUAGGAGGCAAAUGGCGUGAAACUGAAACUGCGAUAAUAAAAUACCAUCAAGAAAAUUCGAUGGUGGACGCUAAAGAACGUAUGAUGAAAGUGAAUUGGGAACUGAUGAAGACUCAGACUAAAGUUUUUCAUGAAGAAUUGAAGUCUUCGGGAAUAUGUGAUGACUAUUUCAGUGAGAGCCUAAAAAAGAUCAAAAUUGAAGCUGAAGAUGUCGAGGACCAAGUAUGCAAAUGUUGUGAUUCAAGUGCAACUCAGUGUCUUAUUACUUCUGAACCUUUAUCGGUAGAUUCGUUGAUGGAUUCCAAGUUACUGAAAAGUUGCUUUCACGAUGAAUCACCUUGCUUAAAUGGUGAAAUGCUUACGCAUUUGAAUGCCGAUGACAGGAAAAUGUAUUCUCAUCUUCAUAAAUUAACAGCUCCGCGAGAACAGUUAGAAAAAGAACAAAAACAGAUGGUAAAUGGUGUAGCAAGUCCGCCAGUUUCGCCCAUUUCAAACGGCGACCAAGCGCCUGCCGAAUCGCCACAACUUCAACAAUCGCGGCCAUCUUCACAACUGCCAGUAACUUCAGCAGAAUUACAUAGAACGUUGAUUCGCAAACAUCAUCAGAAGAAAAUCAUGCAGCUGAUGCAUUCGUCGCAGCAAAAAGAUAUUCAACAGAAAAUACAGAAGCAACUUCAAGAACACCAGGCACUCUUACAGCAACAACGAAAAAUCGACGAGUUACAAGCGCAUUUGUUGCAACAACAUCCGAUGCAUCUGGAUAAGGAAAUUCAUAAAAAACUCUCUCAACAUCAUUUGCACCAUCAUCCGGAUACACCAUCGUCCUCGGGAUCCAAAUCGAACGUAACGCAAAAAGUCAAUCAAAGUCAACCGAACGUUGCACCCUGUAAUUAUUCGAAAUCUGUACCUUCGCAAAAGAGUAAUCAUAAAUGUUCAGCGUCGAUUUCAUCUCAGUCUAAAAAUCCUUUGGUCAAUUUAAACGUGUCUGUGAGUCUCUCUGCGUCGGUUUCUUCUACGAAACCGACAACUACUAAUGCUGGUGUUAAUGUUGGUGUAACUCAUAAAAAUUCUACGACGCAAACCACUUCAGCUUCGACUGCAGGUCAAAGUGUACGCCAUCAUCCUUUGCCUGAUGUUGUGAAGUCUGCUUCUCACGUUUGUCCUAAACAUACGGAUGCGAAUAGAAAUACUCCCCAUAGUCAUGGAGAUCUUUAUAAUAGUUCGGAUUUUGAAAGCGAUGAAGAUUAUGGUUCUGAAAGGUCGAAUUCGCCUCAGCGUCACUGCGAUUGUUGUUAUUGUGAGGUAUUUGGUGUAAGUAGCGCACCGGUAAGCCGUAAUUUUCAAGAAACUAGAGAACGAUUACGAUUGAUUCUGACCAAGAAGAAAGCUAAAUCCAAUUCAGUAACUGCUAAUAAUGAUAAGCAAACGAGUGAACAAACCACUGUGACUCCUACCAAUACUAAUCAUCAUCCAGUUCAACAAACAGCUAGUCAGAAUAUUAGUAAAGUGAAAAAAGGCGAGGUGCCGCCUUCCGCUGACAAAAAAAUUAAACCAGCCGUUGAAGAGUACAAAGGUGAUAAAUCUAUCGAAGAAAUUUUAGAUUUCAUCGAAGGUAAUAAAAUUAGAAAUCUGAAACGAACGGCGAAGAAGAUGCGUCGAAAACAAAGACAAUUGGAGGAAGAAGAACGUCGUCGGAAAGAAGAAGAAGCCGAACGUCAAAGACAAGAAGAAAUCCGUCGCAAAGAAGAAGAAGAGAAAAGACGAAUUGAAGAAGAACGCCGACGACAGGAGCAGAGAAGUAAAAAGAACAAGAAAAAGAAUUCCAAGCAAAAUCAACAACUUAACGCGCUCCAGGCGAGUCAACAAAACACUAAUAAAAACAAGAAAAAACAAGCGCAACAAGUUCAAACUAACGAUAAAAAUAAGUCCGCUCAAAAUCAAUCGAAUAAAAACGCAAAUCAAAAACAGUCUAAUAACCAGCAAACCAACCAGACGCAGCAAAAAAAGAGUAAACAGGAUCAGUUGCCGAAUAAACAGACCAAUAAAGAUAAAACUCUUUCGGAAAAGCAACAAUCUACCAAAAAUAAUACCAACGCUCAAAAGAAAACGCAAAAUCAACAGAAAAAUGGAGGCAAAGAUGACAGUUCGCAACCGCAGAUGGUUACUAUUAAACGAGUUAUGCAGCCGAAUAGCAGCGAACCAACUGUCACAAUCACGUUACGCGGUUCAACGCCCAAAGAAGAUAAAGUAUUGUACACGUUGUUGAACGGCCAAAUGUGUCAGGUGAAAGAUGAGAAAGGCAAGAAGCAAACUUCAUCGGGUGGUAAUAACGUAAACAAUAAGAAAAACGUCAAACCGAAUACGAAUACUGCGAACACCUACACCGUCAAUAAUAAUUACAACUCGCCGAAUCCACCACCAACAGCAUUACCUACUAAAAGUAUACCAUUCAACAAAAGUUGCAGCAUUAUCGGCAAUGGCGUAAAUAACAUCACAGAAAGAAUGGAAAGACUUAAAUUGAGUUCACAAUCGGCUCAAGCGGAAUCAACCUCCAAAACGCAGUCUGCGCCGGGUGCAACUCAAGCGGAGCUUACUACGCCGACAGCCAUACAAAUUAAUCAAGCUGUUAAUCAAUUAUCUUCACGUCCUACCUUCCCUACUAAUUUUGAUCUGGAAAAUAUCAAAUUACCGCCUGGAAUAACUAUCACGAAAGUUGACCCAGCUUCUGUUAAUCGGAAACCGAUUCAGGCGAAACAACAACCACCACCUCCGCCCCCAGCUCAAGCCCAUGUUCGUCAGACGAUGAUGUCUUCUAUGCCUAGUUCGUCGAAUGUUAUUGUUGUAGAUACGGGUGAUAAAAACAAUUAUUAUCAAUCAGAAGAGCAAUCAAUUAAUGGUGUGAAGAAGAAGCGAAGAAGGAGAAAGAAAGAUAACGCUGAAAAUAUGCAAUCGAAUAUGUCGAACGUUCCUCAACAAUUCGGCGCACCUAAUGGGUUACCACCUCGAAUGGGUCCUAUUAACGCUGGCAUGUACGGUAAUCCGUUCAUGAAUAAUGAUUACAGAAAUACUCCGCAGCAAUCUGCCGCCAUUAUUCAAAUGAAUGGGUCGAUGGUAACGAUUAGGAAUCCAGCUUUGCACCAAGCCCUUAACGGACCGCAAAUGGAUUAUCACGACAGCUCUAAAAUCACCCAACAUAAUGACUUUAGGAAUCCAAAUACCGAUGAAAAUAUGUUUCCACCUGCGCCCGAAGAAAUCGAAAAUGAUGACUUGGACGAAUACGAUCGUGAAUUAGAAGCAUUUAAGCGAUUCUGCUCGCAGUCUGUACCAGCAGAGAGUAAAGCGAAAGUCAACUUGAAUCUUGAAGAUAUUGUUUUGAAGAAAAAAGGACCAGUGAUUGGUUGUUCUUAAGUAAUACCGAGUAUUAGAAUGAUCUAGCAAUCGUUAAAGUUUAUUUAAUUUAUUUAUACAUUUCAAAAGAUUUGCGGAUAUUAAUAAUGAAUUACAGUUUCAUUUCAACGGUCCUCGGGAAAGGUAGAUACUGUUGGUGCUAUUUGUAUUAGCGAACUUUAACGACUGCGUUGUUAUAACUAUGUUUUUUUUUUUUUUUUAAUGUAAAUUACCUAUUUUUUGUGCCUAUUUAUUAAAAAGGACGGGUCCUAAAAAGUAUUUAAAAUUUGGCCGAUGGAAAAAACUGUUCGAUUUACAGUUAAACUGUUAUUAAUUUUUUCCUCAUUAUUAUAGCGUGUAGUUUUUAAUUAAUUUUUUUCUACUUUUUACAAUUUGUAAAUUUUCAUUUCAAUACGUAGUAUUAAAGAAAUGAAUUAACUUUUGAAGAAGUAUUUUUUUACCUUUCUUUUUCAAGAGUAUUUUAUUUUUAUAAAUUAUAUAUUUUUCAUCGUGUAA
Molecule: messenger RNA, 4919 nt
Organism: Planococcus citri (citrus mealybug)
Lineage: Eukaryota; Metazoa; Arthropoda; Insecta; Hemiptera; Pseudococcidae
Product: transcription factor mef2A-like
Exons: 22
Coding region: 213-4424 (1403 amino acids)
Source: RefSeq, a predicted model, not a curated record